GAUACUUCUCCAGUUAAUUUUAUUUAUACAUCUGUGCCCUGCCCUGACUCUUAUAAGUUAUUUGUUCAUAAGUCAGUCUGCUUCAUGUUUGUUUUUAAAUGCAGCAACCGAACAAUAAAAACAGACAGAUUGAAUAAAGGGACUUUUAUUUUGCUUCUUGGAGCCUGCCGUGUGGUGACGUCAUAAGAGGUGCGCUUCUUGCGCUGCCGCUCGUCUUUCGGUUGAGGAAAGAUUUUGAGGUCUGUUCCUGUAGAUGCUGAAGAAACAAUCUUAAAUGACACAAUCUUCAUUGAAGUCACUAUCACACCAGUUCAUCUAUAAAUACUGUGAAGAAGUCAAACAAGCAGCUGCUGUCACAACACAUUCAACUACUCUACUAUUCUGAUCCACUGUUGUAAUGAUGGAGUGUGUUAAAGAGGAGACUGAUCCUGAAUCAUUCACAAUAACACCUCAACAUACUCAACAACAAACAGGCCUAAUGGGAGCGAAAGAGGAAGUUCAAAGACAAAAUGAAAUGGAGGAUAAACUUCAGCACCACAAUUUCAUAAGUGAAGAAAAUUCUUUCAUUUGCUCACAAACUGAUGAAGAUUCACCUGACGAAAGAGCAGAAGACAAAAUCUCUUUUACAUGCCAUCUUAAUGGUUUUUUCCUGUAGAUGCUGAAGAAACAAUCUUAAAUGACACAAUCUUCAGUGAAGUCACUAUCACACCAGUUCAUCUAUAAAUACUGUGAAGAAGUCAAACAAGCAGCUGCUGUCACAACACAUUCAACUACUCUACUAUUCUGAUCCACUGUUGUAAUGAUGGAGUGUGUUAAAGAGGAGACUGAUCCUGAAUCAUUCACAAUAACACCUCAACAUACUCAACAACAAACAGGCCUAAUGGGGGUGAAAGAGGAAGUUCAAAGACAAAAUGAAAUGGAGGAUAAACUUCAGCACCACAGUUUCAUAAGUGAAGACAAUUCUUUCAUUUGCUCACAAACUGAUGAAGAUUCACCUGAAGAAAGAGCAGAAGACAAAAUCUCUUUUACAUGCCAUCUUAAUGGUAGAUAUAUCCACUGUUGUAAUGAUGGAGUGUGUUAAAGAGGAGACUGAUCCUGAAUCAUUCACAAUAACAUCUCAACAUACUCAACAACAAAGAGGCCUAAUGGGAGUGAAAGAGGAAGUUCAAGGACAAAAUGAAGUGGAAGAUGAACAUCAGCACCACAAUUUCAAAAGUGAAGAAAACUCUUUCAGUUGUUCACAGACUGAUGAGGAUUCACCUCAAGAAAGAGAAAAAGCUAAAAUCUCUUUUGCAUGCCAUCUUUAUGGUGAGACAUUUACACUAAAAGGACAUUCAAAUAUUGACAUAAAGACUCACACAGGAGAAAAGCUUCAGUGUGAAAAGACUUGCACAAGUAAAAGCCACCUUGAGGAUCAUUUGGUAAUUCAUGGUGGUGUGUGGCCUUUCACCUGCCCUCAGUGUGAUAAGGGUUUUAAACAUCGAAGAAGUCUUAAUGCUCACAUAAAGACUCAUACAGGAGAAAUGCCAUACGCCUGUCCUCAAUGUGAAGAGACCUACAGAGAAAAAAGGCACCUUAAGGAACAUUUAAUUAUUCACACUGGUGAGAAGCCCUUUGCGUGCCCUCAGUGUGAUAAGUGUUUUGUACGAAAAAGAAGUCUGAAUUUUCACUUAAAGACUCACACUGAAGAAAAGACAUACACGUGUGAAACAUCCCCGAAAGAACAUAAAAGGAGUGACAGUGACCAAACGCCUUUCUCUUGCCCUCAAUGUGGAAUGAAUUUUACACAAAGACAAACUCUUAAUGUUCACAUGAGGAUUCACUGUGGGGAUGGGAUGUACACCUGUCCUCAUUGUGGGAAGAGUUUCACAUCAAAAGCACAUUUAAAGAGUCACAUACGAGUUCACACUGGAGAGAAACCUUUCAGGUGCCCGCAGUGUGACAAAGGUUUUAAACAACGUGCACAUCUUCACUAUCACAUAAGAAUUCAUACAGGCGAGAAGCCUUACUCAUGCCAUGUGUGUAAUAAGAGUUUUAGACAAAAAGAAAAUCUUAAGCAGCACGUACGAGUUCAUACAGAUGAGAAGCCUUUUCCAUGCCAUUUGUGUGAUAAGAGCUUUAGACAAAAGCAAAAUCUUAAGCAGCACAUACAAGUCCAUACAGGUGAGAAGCCGUUCUCAUGCCACCUGUGUGAUAAGAGCUUUAGACAAAAAGAAAAUCUUAAGCAGCACAUACGAGGUCAUACAGGUGAGAAGCCUUUCUCGUGCCACCUGUGUGAUAAAAGCUUUACAAUAAAAGAAAAUCUUAAGCAACACAUAGGAGGUCAUACAGGCGAGAAGCCUUUCUCGUGCCAUCUCUGUGAUAAGAGUUUUAGACAAAAAGAUAGUCUUAAGGAUCACAUCCAAGUUCAUACAGGUGAGAAGCCUUUCUCAUGCCAUCUGUGUGAUAAGAGCUUUAGACAAAAGAAAAAUCUUAAGCAGCACAUAAGAGUUCAUACAGGUGAGAGACCUUACUCGUGCCAUUUGUGUGAUAAGAGUUACACCCAUCCAAGAAAUCUCAGAUUGCAUCUGCUGUCUUACCAUUCUGUAGAAAAACCCUAAAAGUAAAACAACAUUUAAAACUGUAAA
Misgurnus anguillicaudatus (oriental weatherfish) is the source of this 2627-nucleotide messenger RNA. Lineage: Eukaryota; Metazoa; Chordata; Actinopteri; Cypriniformes; Cobitidae. The record is from RefSeq and is a predicted model, not a curated record.